Messenger RNA from Cyphellophora attinorum, 1353 nucleotides. Its product is annotated as Vacuolar protein sorting-associated protein 4. The record is from RefSeq and is a predicted model, not a curated record. The transcript has a single exon. Gene Ontology annotation, biological process: vacuole organization; endosomal transport. Gene Ontology annotation, molecular function: ATP binding; ATP hydrolysis activity. Bases 1 to 1353 code for a protein of 450 amino acids. NCBI's taxonomy places the organism in Eukaryota, Fungi, Ascomycota, Eurotiomycetes, Chaetothyriales, Cyphellophoraceae.
AUGUCGAACACCGACUUCCUGGGCCGUGCCAUCGACACGGUGAAGAAGGCCAUCGAGAUGGACAACGCAGGGAACUACGACCAGGCAUACCAGCAAUACUACUCGGCACUGGAACUGUUCAUGCUCGCGCUGAAAUGGGAGAAAAACGCCAAAUCCAAGGAGAUGAUCAGAUCCAAAGCUGGCGAAUAUAUGGAGCGCGCAGAGAAACUCAAGGCACAUAUACACGCUCAAGAUACAAAGAAACCAGCAGCAAUGGGUGUUAACGGCAAAGCUGUGAACGGUGGUGGCAAAGGCGACAGCGGCGAUAAGGAAGAGGAGGAUGCUGACAGCAAAAAGUUACGAGGACAGCUCACGGGAGCGAUUCUUACUGAUAAGCCGAACGUCAAAUGGGAGGAUGUGGCGGGUCUGGAGGGCGCGAAGGAGGCGUUGAAGGAGGCCGUCAUUCUUCCAAUCAAGUUCCCACAUCUCUUCCAGGGCAAGCGGCAGCCGUGGAAGGGUAUACUGCUUUACGGCCCUCCCGGAACUGGUAAAUCUUACCUGGCGAAGGCCGUCGCGACAGAAGCCAACAGCACAUUCUUCAGCGUAUCAUCCUCAGAUCUAGUCAGCAAAUGGAUGGGUGAGUCGGAACGAUUAGUCAAACAGCUGUUCAAUAUGGCCCGAGAGAACAAGCCAGCCAUCAUCUUCAUCGAUGAGGUGGAUGCACUUUGUGGUCCGCGUGGAGAGGGCGAGUCUGAGGCUUCGCGAAGAAUAAAGACGGAAUUACUAGUGCAGAUGGACGGUGUCGGCAAAGAUUCGAAGGGCGUCUUGAUCUUGGGAGCAACGAAUAUUCCCUGGCAGCUCGAUGCCGCCAUCCGACGAAGAUUUCAGAGGCGAGUGCACAUCUCACUGCCCGACACGCCUGCAAGAAUGCGAAUGUUUGAGCUUGCCGUGGGCGACACCAAGUGCGAACUGUCACAGCAGGACUACAAGACGCUGGCGGCUAUGAGUGAGGGCUACUCGGGCUCUGAUAUCAGCAUAGCAGUGCAAGACGCGCUCAUGCAACCAGUCCGAAAGAUUCAGACUGCGACACACUAUAAGAAGGCAAGUCUGACGAUGCUACGCCUAGUAGCGGUUUUGCUAACAUCUUUCCAGGUUACAGUCGAUGGCGAAGACAAGUUGACACCAUGCUCUCCGGGCGACAGCGGUGCUAUGGAAAUGACUUGGGUGGACGUCGAAUCGGACAAAUUACUAGAGCCCCCUCUAGUCGUCAAAGACUUCGUCAAAGCUAUCAAAGCAUCGAGACCGACGGUGAGCGGUGAGGAUCUGAAGCGGAGUGCCGAAUGGACAGCGGAAUUCGGAAGUGAAGGUGCUUGA